CACUUUAGAUGACAACAAGACAAGAGAGCUAAACAAUCGAGCUGGCAGCAGUUCUCCAUUGCGAGUUGUCCCGUCUGUUACGUCUCUGUAAAUUAUAAAGCAACCCAAGGUUAACUGACAGGGAGAUAUCUGCCUGAUCAUGCCACCAAAGAAGAAAAAGGGUGGGAAAAAGAAGGGGAAAAAGAAGAAGGAUGAUGCCGAGUUGGAACUUGAGGACAAAUACAGAAAGACGAUGGAUGAGAUUGAAGCACUAAAAGAUCACCUGGCUAUUCGCAAGGAAAUAGCCAGGCGUUCCCAGUCAAUGGGAGAUGAAUGGAAGGCACAGGUGAAACAGGCAGAGAAACAAGUACAAGAGUUAAAAGAUGACCACCAGUCAGUCAGUGCAGACAUGACAAGACAGUACAAAACUAUGCAGACAGAUCUCAGUAUUCAGAUUCAUGACCUGAAGACAAAACUAGAGAGAACACAGAGAGAGUUGGAGAAAACCCAGCAGGAUCUAGCAGACACGAGAGCAGAGAGGGAUAAGAUUAUCAAGGAGAAGGACAGCGAGAUCCUGGAUCUGCAGGUUAAGAUACAGAGCCAGGAAGAGGCUUAUGAAAAGAUACUGAACAACACCCUGGACAGUCUGUCAGAGAAGAUCAAAAAUGCCCGCUUGGUCUGGGUUGAUAAAGAAUCUAUGAUAGCUCAGAAAAACAAAGCCACUCUGUUGGAAUUUGGACUGAAUCCACUGGAUUUAUGAUGAUUUUUUAAAACAAAGAAAUAUGGAAAGAGAUUUGAUGGAAUUUGGAUAAAAUUUUUCCAUAUAAACUGCUGAAAACUGUGGUAGAUUAUUAAGAUUUCUGAUGGUAAAAUUGUGGAGGGACAUAGAGAAAAGUGGAUGUAUAUUAUUUAGAAAUGAUCUCCCAUUACUCCUGUGUACUUAAUGUUGUUAUAAUUUAAAUACAUUCCAAUGUUUGAAUAGAAGCUGUUCAGUUAUGUUCACCAUUUACAAUAAGAUGAAUGCAAAGAUGACUUAUAUCCUUUAAUUCAAUGUAUUUCAAAGUGAGGAAAUAAUAGCCACGCUAUCUUAUAUUCCAUGUCAUCUUUGGUUUUGACAAUGCUGAUGUAAGAAAAAUACUCCAUUUUAGACUAUAAAUGUUAUUGUGCACCAUUA
Molecule: messenger RNA, 1153 nt
Organism: Lingula anatina
Lineage: Eukaryota; Metazoa; Brachiopoda; Lingulata; Lingulida; Lingulidae
Product: dynein regulatory complex protein 12
Source: RefSeq, a predicted model, not a curated record